CUCAGUUGAUGCCCCUAGAGGCGGAUCACGACACAGUCUUCCACUCGCCUUCAGCACCACACCGGACUGAACCCGUCUGCGGACAGCGAUGCUUCUGCAUCCGAAUCUCACCCGUCUCUUCCUCUUCACCGAUUCCUGUCGGUGUCUGUUUCGGGGGAUUCAGCCACGGUUCCGACACGCGCGUGACAACAACCACCGUAUCUGAGUUCACACCGACAAAAGCGCAUUGAAAGUAGAGAGAUCGGCCGUUCUGUCGGACAAAGAGCCGCUGCUACGAUAACUUUGAGGAGCUUCGAGGGGGUUUUGUUUUGGACGAACAGCUGAAGAUUAUUAUAAUCAUGCCUGUACGGAGAGGUCAUGUGGCUCCUCAGAAUACCUUUCUUGGAAUAAUAAUACGGAAAUUCGAGGGACAGAAUAAGAAGUUCAUCAUAGCCAAUGCCCGGGUCCAGAACUGUGCUAUUAUUUACUGUAACGAUGGAUUCUGUGAGAUGACCGGAUUCUCACGGCCGGAUGUCAUGCAGAAACCUUGUACAUGCGACUUCCUGCAUGGCGAGCUAACCAAGAGACACUCGAUUGCGCAGGUGGCCCAGGCUCUCAUGGGGUCAGAGGAUCGGAAAGUGGAGAUUACUUACCAUCGCAAGGACGGUUCAGACUUCCAGUGCAAAACUCACAUCAUCCCAGUGAAGAACCAGGAAGGAGUUGUGAUGAUGUUCAUCUUGAACUUCGAUUAUGUUCUAGACGAGGAGAACAGCGACUCUUUGGAGAGACUGAAACUCAUGCCGCCUGCCAAUUCUGAAAUUAGAAAAGGAAGAUUCUUCCACUUCCGUCUGCCAGCCUUGAAGCUGUUGGGAACCAGCAAGCAGUCUCUUCCGCAGGACGACCCAGACUCAGUGAUGGUGGACUCGCCCAGGGCCAGUGAUGACUCUGUGGCCAUGAUGGACGUCCAGUCUCCUACCAAGGAUGGUUCCAGUCCAGUAGAUGCCAACGACACGCGGGCACUCAUCAGCUCCAGCCUUCACUCCUCCCUGGUCAGCACGUCCGUACCCCUGGACCACUCAUCGCCCAAACAGCCCUGGGACCUGCCCAGUCCGUCUCAAGCACAGUCCACCACCUGCCUGGCCCAGGCCAAAUCUAGAGACAGCAUGUGCAGCAGGAGACGUGCUUCCUCCGUGCACGACAUCGAAGGCCUGAGCACAAACUCCAAACGCAUGUUUACAGACAGACACACAAGUGAAGACCAUGGACGCGGUUUGAAAGAUGCUCUUCUUUACUCUUUACCUUCAGGUCCGUUUAACCAUCUGAAGUCCAGUCUGCUGGGAUCCACCUCAGACUCCAACCUGAACAAAUACAGCACUAUCAACAAGAUCCCACUCAUCGCACUCAACUUCUCUGAAUCCAACGAUAAGAAAGUGCCUUCCCCUCCGUCCUCGGAGAAAACCAUCAUAGCACCAAAGGUCAAGGACAGAACGCACAACGUCACAGAGAAGGUCACACAGGUGUUGUCGCUGGGCGCCGAUGUGCUUCCAGAAUACAAGCUCCAGACGCCACGCAUGGAUAGGUUCACCAUCCUGCACUACAGCCCGUUCAAAGCGGUGUGGGACUGGCUUAUCCUCCUGCUGGUGAUUUACACAGCCAUUCUCACCCCAUACUCUGCUGCUUUCCUGCUCAACGACAGCGAGGAGCAUAAGAGACGGGAAUGUGGCUAUUCCUGCAGCCCUCUGAACCUCGUGGACUUAAUGGUGGACAUCAUGUUCAUCAUCGACAUCCUCAUAAACUUUCGCACCACCUACGUGAACUUGAACGAGGAGGUGGUGAGCCAUCCGGGGAAGAUCGCCAUCCAUUACUUCAAGGGCUGGUUCCUUAUAGACAUGGUGGCAGCCAUUCCCUUCGACCUGCUCAUAUUUGGAUCAGGAUCAGAUGAUACGACCACUCUGAUUGGUCUGUUGAAGACGGCGAGGCUCCUUCGGCUGGUUCGUGUUGCCAGGAAGCUAGACCGUUACUCUGAAUACGGCGCAGCGGUUCUCAUGCUCCUCAUGUGUAUAUUUGCUCUGAUCGCCCAUUGGCUGGCCUGCAUCUGGUACGCCAUUGGAAACGUGGAGAAACCCUACCUGGAGCAUAAGAUUGGCUGGCUCGACAAUCUUGAGGUGUCCCUCGGGAAGAGAUGCAACUCUACUGAGCACUGCUCUGGGCCAACCAUAAAGGAUAAAUACGUGACCGCGCUGUACUUCACGUUCAGCUCGCUGACCAGCGUGGGUUUCGGAAACGUGUCUCCGAACACCAACUCAGAGAAGAUCUUCUCUAUCUGCGUCAUGCUCAUUGGAUCUUUGAUGUACGCCAGCAUUUUUGGGAACGUUUCUGCCAUCAUCCAGCGGCUGUAUUCGGGAACGGCGCGGUACCACAUGCAGAUGCUCCGCGUGAAAGAGUUCAUCCGUUUCCACCAGAUCCCGAACCCACUCAGACAGAGACUGGAGGAGUAUUUCCAGCACUCGUGGACCUACACCAACGGUAUCGACUUGAACAUGGUCCUAAAAGGCUUUCCUGAGUGUUUACAGGCAGAUAUCUGUCUCCAUCUGAACCACAGUCUCCUUCAGGGGUGUAAAGCUUUCAGAGGUGCAACUCAAGGAUGUCUGCGCGCUCUCGCCAUGCGCUUCAAAACCACCCAUGUUCCUCCUGGAGAUACACUCAUGCACUGCGGGGACGUCCUCACCGCGCUCUACUUCCUGUCUGGAGGAUCCAUCGAGAUCCUCAAGGACGACAUAGUGGUGGCCAUUCUGGGUAAGAAUGACAUAUUUGGCGAGAUGAUCCAUCUGUACGCGAAGCCUGGGAAGUCGAACGCAGAUGUGCGAGCGCUCAGCUACUGCGACCUGCACACCAUCCAGAGAGAGGAGCUCCUGGUGGUUUUGGACAUGUAUCCAGAGUUUGCAGACUAUUUCCUCACCAAUCUGGAGCUGACCUUUAACCUACGGGACGAGAAUUCAAAGGCCACAUAUUCACCAGCCAGUGAUUCAGACGGAGAGGAGACCAAGAGCCAAAGGAAGAUCUCCUUUAAGCGUAAACCAUCCAAAGGAGGAAGCCUGAAGGAAACAGACAGAGAGUCUCGUCUCAGCUCGAAGAGAAGCUCAGAGGACCGUCACACCUCUAGAGAGGAACACCAAAGGCUUCUGGGAGCAGAAAUGAUAGAGUAUCCAUUAGUGCAGAGCUACACCUCCACACCGGCCUGCAGUCCACCUGCUGAAGACAUGGAAAAAACUGCGUAUGAUGCUGUUUUAGAUAUCCAGACUGAUGGAUGGUUAGCUGACAGUGUGAAAGCAGACAUGGACACGGCUGCGCAGGAGCAGCACGCAGCUGAAGAUGAUGAUCUGGACUGUGACGUCACGUAUGGAGAAGUGGAGCAGAGACUAGACCAACUGCAGGAACACCUGAGCAGGCUAGAGUCUCAGAUGACGUCAGACAUUCAGAGAAUCCUCCAGCUUCUGCAGAGACAGACAUGUUUGGGACCUCCGGCCUACAGCAGCCUCGCAGCCGGUCCCGAAAACAGGAGACCACCCAUCAGAGCGAAACCUGUGGCUUCUGUUCCCAGCAACCCACAGCACUGCACAGAACAGAACGCUGACUUUUUGGCCAUGACAAACAUCCAUCAUAACCCCAAAGAAUCUCUGUCAGGUCUGGCCCUUACGGACUCCAAGCCAAAGCAGAGCCACGGGACACAGUCCUCACAGGACCCUAGUGUCACCUACCGCUUCACGAACAGCCAGACUCUUCCUCUGACGCGCCAGCAGUCCAGAUCCCUGCUUCCAGUCCAGCACACCACAGCAGCUCUGGAGCUCCACAGACCGCCGUCUGAUCCAGGACUGUACUGACCCUCUCAUCUACUGCAGGGAAACUCCAGGACGUCCCACAGCUCUUCCAGAACUACUUGGAAGAAGCAGGCACUGGGCAAAACUUUAACACUAAUGCCCACCACUGGCUCUUGCCUGUACAUUUGCUUCAUCCUUCUCCUCCUGCGUUACGCUCCUUGAUGCUGUCGAGGAAGAUUUGGAACGGAUUCCUGGUCAACACUUCCAUUUUCAGGAAGUCAAUCUCUUAAAGACAUUUCUUGGAGUGUCUACGACACAUUUCCACAUAUUCUGUGUUCUGAACACUUUUACACUGGUGUAAGACUCAGGACAUUGAUGAUGGUUAAUUUAUCAAACUGGCAGAAUCUCUUCCCUGUUUUAUCAUUAUGAUUCUAAAUUAUCAUAAUCAUAUUUUACACUUCAAUUUGCAGAACCCUGUGGAAUUAUAUACAGUGUGGUCCACUACUUUAUUUUAUUCAUUAUUUUCUAAUUUAAGACAAUGUUUUUCACUACAGUUAAACAGUAUGCUAUACGAAAUAUUUUGAAUAUACUUUUUUAAAAAUAAAAAAAUAUAUAUUCACUUGACAAAAAUAGCAUUACAGUUGAUAAUAUUAUAAAAAAAACUACAAGAACGUCAAACUGCAACAAACCAAAAUUGCCAGACAGAAGAUAAAAAAUGCAUAUUAAUAUUAAUAUAUUUUUUAUUAUUCAUUCAGUGCAUUAGGAAAGAAAUGAAUUUUAUAUUAAAGUUUCAUAUGUAAUUUUUUUUUUUUUUUUUUUUUUUUUUUUUACAUUUUCAAUGUGCUUUUGGUUUUGGAUCCCACUACUGAAAAUUAUUUUUUAUAUUUAUAUGUAUCUUAUUAUAAUUAUAAAUUAUAAUAUUUAGAUAUUUUUAUUAAUAUCAUUUUCUUUUUGCAUUAUUUUCUUAUUUAGCACAUUUUUUUCACUAGAAUUAAACAUCAUGUUAGACAAAACAAUUUGAUUAAAAGUUAAAUUGCAAGAAAACAUAUAAAUGUGCAUUUUUAUUCACUUAUUCAUGAAAUCAUUUUACGUCAUAAAAUUUCAUAUUUAAAUAAAACAAAAAGUUUUCUCAGAGUUUUGGACCACACUGCAGCAGAAUAUUGGUUUGUUUGCAAUUUUUAUUGAUUUUAUUAUUAUUAUUAUUUAUCCUGAUCAGCUGCCAUGUACAUACAUGAUACCCCUCUAUGAAAUGAAAAGAGAUGCAUGGCUGAAGGUUUUAAAUGUUGCAUGUUUACUGCAACAUAUUGGGAAGCAGGUUUACUGUAUGUCAGCAUGUUUCAGAGCUAAUCACUGAAUGCACUCCUCUCUAAUCGACUAGGUUUAUUUGCACAUAGUCAUGCUAGCUUGAACCAAACUCUGCAAGGCAUAAAACACUGGCACUGAUCAGCUUCUCUGCAAGCGCUGCCGUACAAGACAGAUGUGUAAUAACAAUAACAUGGAAUACAAACAUACUUUUUAAUGCAGAUAAACUGUAUUUACACUGGAGUCACAACUGUGGGAAAUAAUGGAUCAUAGACACUCAAAACUAUCAACUAUCAUUCAAACAGAUGCACAGAAAAUAUUGUAGCACAACACAAGGAUUCGUGUAUGAUGUCACUGCUCAGUUUGACAAUACGCCACUGUUUGCAAAGCACACGUUAGUCUCAUAUGUAGCUACGAAUAUAUAUAUGCAUAACAAAAUAUUUCUCAUUACAUCUCAUACAUGUGUCAACUUCUGGUUGAAAGCUACAAUAAUGCUGGCUUCAUUCAAAAUCUUCUUACACACAAAAUCACUUUGUUUUCCAAAUAUUUAAUCUAGAGACGUUUCUGUCACACAUCCUGCUAGCAAUAAUGAAAAACACUGGAUCUUUACACUCAUGACUCUCCUCUAAAAGGUUGAUUUGCUGAGUUGCGUUGAAAAGAUUGUAAUAUUCACUGCCUAACAUCAUAACCUGAGGGGAAAUUUUUGCACCAUUUAAUUUUGUCUUUAAAGUUAGUUUAUACUUUAAAAUAUAUAUUUAUACCCAGUAAUAUAUACUGGAGGUAUUUAUGUGCAAUAACUUAUCUUUUCAAGAUUUUGCAGCUUGAUUUCAAAGUUACAGCUUUGAUUUGAGCUAUUUCAUUUAUGUUUAUACGUCCCUGUAAAUCACUGUAUUUUGGAUUUCAACUAAUCUAGUGAAUUGAAUCAUCAUCGCAUCCAAACAAAUAUCAAAUCUGCAGAUAAAUGCAUUAAAUCUCACUGGAAUUUAAUUCAUUUCUGCAUAAAGGGAUGAUAUCUGCACUUUAUUUUAAAGACUCCAUGCCCUUAUAAUAAAUAUUACCAACUUUGCAUGAAUGUGAGUGUGUAUGAGUGUGUAUGUAUGUUUCCAUCUUUAACUUAUAUGUGGCAUGUUUUGCUGCAUAAAAAUAAUAUAUUUAAGACCGCCAGAAGCAGAGGUGGCAUCUUUAUUUGGACAUAUUUAAAACAUAUAUUUCAAACUGUUGAUAACACUGCAAACGUUUGCACGUAACACUUUCACUUUUUAUCCCAGUGUUUCCACUUUUUUUUAUAGUUUGCACUGUAUAGUUUAUACACCGCAGUACUCUACGGGUGUUUUGAAUGUCUCUUAUUUAAAGAUUUAUUUAUUCUAUAUAUAUUUGAUGCAUUUGCUUUUGGUAAUUAGUUUUGACUAACUGUAUAAAGAAGUAUAUGAAUAAAAGGAAUGCAUAUCAA
Carassius gibelio (silver crucian carp) is the source of this 6549-nucleotide messenger RNA. RefSeq names its product potassium voltage-gated channel subfamily H member 7-like. Gene Ontology annotation, cellular component: membrane. Lineage: Eukaryota; Metazoa; Chordata; Actinopteri; Cypriniformes; Cyprinidae. The transcript is spliced from 16 exons. Gene Ontology annotation, molecular function: inward rectifier potassium channel activity. Gene Ontology annotation, biological process: potassium ion transmembrane transport; membrane repolarization during action potential. Bases 339 to 3860 code for a protein of 1173 amino acids. The record is from RefSeq and is a predicted model, not a curated record.